CUCUCUUGAAGCCACCUAGCGGCGACAGCGGGAAUCAGGCUGUCGUCUGCACGUCAGCUGUCAAGAUGGACCGCAGUUAGCAUGUCGUGCUGUCAAACUAUGUGUGAAUGGCUGAUGUGAGGGAGUAAUUGUGGUAGAAGCCAGAGUUACCUUUUGUCAAAAUUGGAACUCCUUCCAACCUGCCAACAAAAUGCUUGGUGCUUUCUUGUGGAACCUAUUUAUUUUUGCUUCGGGUGCAAUCAGCAUUUUAAUAUCAGCAUGGUGGUGGAUAACAAGUCAAGAGGAACUUGCACCGGAGCCCAAACGCCGGCCAGUGAUUAACUCAAGCCUGCCAGAAGAUCUGGCAGAGAAACUACGAGCAGAUUCCUACCACAAAAGGGAAACAUGCUUUGCUCUGAAUCUGAUUCUUCAGUUUUUCUUUCAGGAGAAGCGCUAUGAAUCGGGAAUUCUCAGAUGGGUCACCAACCAGCUGACCCUUGAAUUUAAUGAGUUGCUGAAACAUAAGGCCCUUUCAAAGGUCAUUCACAAUAUGCAGAUAAGAGAUCUAAAUUUGGGCACUAACUUCCCUGUGAUCAAGGCGGUCACAGCCAAGCAUGUGAAUCUCAAUCCAGACACUUCGGUUCUGGAACAAAUUGAUAUCUUAGUGGAAGUUGAAUACAAUGGAGGAAUACAGCUUGCAGUUGAUGCCUCUUCUAGACUGUCCAAAGCUGCAAUGGUUAAGAUUAAAGUUGUUCACUUAUCUGGCAAUGGGAGACUCCAGUUUUCAAGACAUCCAUUUACACACUGGAGCUUUUCCUUUUUUGAGGAACCUCAAGUUGAAUUUGAAGUGUAUUCUAGCUUGGGUCUACACAUUCCUCGCUUCAACUCCAUCAUCACCUCCCAGCUGCGAGGCAUCCUGAAGCGAAAACACACAUUGCCUUACUUCAAGCUUCGAGGGCCACCGUUGAUCAAGAGGCCGCUGCAACCAACCAACGAAGAAGGCUGUUCCGUCCCUCCAGGAAGGUUGACUGGGGCUGUGGUCAAGUGCUCUAGGCUGCAGACUGCUUUAAUUGGUGAAGUGAUGUACUGUACUGUGAUACUGUGCGAAGUUCCUAUUGUUUGUGCUGUGGAGAAGCCAUCAGGAGUGUGGGCAAUUCUAGACCUGACCCUGAAGCGGCCCCAUGGUUCAUCAGCUGGAAUACUGUUGCACAAUGCGGAUGAAGGAGUCCAGAUGGUUGAAUCAGUCACCCAGUGUUCUCCUGCUCAUGCUGCAGGACUCAAGAAGAAUGACAUCCUACUGGCUGUCAAUGGAACUUAUCUGCACUCUGGCCAUCAGGCUGCAAAACUUUUCACCACAAACAACAUUAAUGGUGAUAGCAAUAGUAUUCUCUUGAGGGUGAAGAGACUUAUUCUUCCAGAAUCUAAAAAGAUGGUAGCUGAACAAAGAGCCGUUGGUUCAGAUGGUGCUACAACAGUUGUCGGGGAGGAUACCACAGGUAGACCUCAAGUAACCUCCUGUGGCCAGCCUGUUGUCUCACCUUGCACUGCAAGCAGUAGCUAUAGUGGCGACAAGUCCUCUAGUGCCUGGGUAGAAUCCUCAAGUAGUGGUACCUCUGGUUGUGGUGGAAGUGGUGAUGGUACUGCUCGUGGUGGGGCGGGAUUGUCACGUAGCUGUGGUGUAGGUAGUAUUAGUCGUGGUGGUGGUGUUGGUAGAGCCGGAGGAGGUGGCAAUGAGACCAGUAGUGCCUCCUCGGGAACCAGUGGUGGUUAUUAUGUGAACGUUGGUAGCUGUAGUCGUGGUGUUGGUGGGAGCUAUAGGGGUGUGGACUACCCCAGUGCCUCCUCCUGUGUUGGCAGUGGUGGUGUGGGGAUGUACGUGGGGAGUAGCAGUGGUGGUACAGAAGAUGAGGGUGUGCUUGGGGGUUCACGUGCUGUUAGCCCCUCUCACUUGCUUGCUGGGUUAAUGGGAUCCCUCAACGGAAGCCGGCCUGCUAAGCACCGCUCUCUGCCAGGCUCACCUGUCCUGCAACGCACCAGUAGGAACCGUGUUAACUCAACACGUGAUGGUGAAAUUAGUGGAAGUGGAAGAUCUACACCAGACUCAAGCCACAACAGUAGUCCUGAGCUAAAGAGAAAGCUCUUAGACCUGCAUACUCUCACAGUAGAUUCAAAACCUACUGUGCCUGGUCAGGAUAAGUCCCCUGUAGCAGCCUCAGUCAACAAGACUAUUCCUCGUCCUGUGAUCGGGGUUGGGCCAGAUAAAUCUCCAGGCCCAGGAGCCGGAAGCCAGAGUUUUGGCACAUCUCAGUCAGGGGUUGAAAAGCCUCCCUCUAAUCAGAGUAGUAAGGCUGGAACCCCAACAUCACCAGACUCCCUAAUGGGGCUUUCCAACCUGGAAAAACGUGGUGGAAGAAGAUACAUGGGGAAGAACAAGACUCAUCUUAAAAGUAUUCAAACACCAUUUGUGGAUGGAAGUAGAGAGCCAAUGUUUGACAGUGACUUUGAAUUUUGGUUAGAGGAAGAAAACAAAUAUCUGAGCAUAGCCAUCUGGAGUAGAAACAUUACUUCUGUAAAGCCAGAUGAGGACUUUGGUUUCAAGGAUAGUAAAGACAAAUCUAAGACAAAGGAGAAUGAAAAGGACAGAAGAAAACAAAAGGAGAGUGAGAAAGCCAAAGCCAGAGAAGAGGUUCUAGCAGGGCUCACAGAGGACACCCUGAUGGGCUAUGCAAACCUACCCCUGAUCUCCCUCAUACCAGAAACAACUCUCAACACCCAAGGCCAUGUCACAAAGAUCCUGACCUUGAACCCACCGCACCCAAAAUGCCCGGAAAUGAUCUCCGACUCUCUGCUUACUCACAAAGGCUUUGACAUGAAACUCUGUUAUGGGGAUGUCAUGCUUUCAUUAACUUACCAGCCACAAGACAGGUGUGAAACUCUUGGACGUGGUAUAAUUGACAAGAAUUAUGCUAGCAGUGCGGGAUCAAUUGAGGAUGAUGGAAGCUCAGAGAUGGAUCAUUUGAGGACACAUUCAAUCUGGUUGAAGGAUGCCUACCAAUGUGGUGAAUGUGGAAUCAUUUGCCACAAAAAGUGUAUGGUGCGAUGCGAACAGGAGACCGUGUGUGCAUCUGCUGGUCUGCGCUACCGUGAUCCCUCCAGAAAUGAACCCCAGGAUGCUAGAGAUGUUAAGGAGAUGCCUGAGAUUGUCACAACAGCUGCUGUGGGUUCAGCAGAUAAUGGAAGCCCAGGGAAUACUCCACCUGUGUCUCCACAUACCCAGCGUCGCACUCUGGGCAGCCUGUUUGCUCAGGUAGCGAGUGCCGGCAAGGGUAGUUUGAAGCGUGCCGGCUCAGCCCAUAACCUGGCUCCCCCAAAUCCUUCUCACGAUGGAAUACUCUCUCGAUCACUUCCCCCUUCUCCUCCCCACUCACCCCAGCAAAGUAGGAAGGCCUCGUUAAGUGAGGGAGCCAAUCCCUUCGUGAUUGACACAGAUGAAGGGGACACAGUAGAGACAGUGCUCGACCGCUUGCUUCUCUUCCCACAUGAUGAGCGUCUAGUUACACUGGCCAGGGAGUCAGCAAAGGACCUCCAUUCUGUCUUGCCUGGAGCAGAGAGAAGAGAAAGAAUUAAUUUAACAUUGUUGCAGUUGCAAGAUGCUGUAGACCGUGAAGGGGAAGUACGUGUUGACUUGGCAAGACAGGAACGGGAAGCUGGAGAUGCUGGAGAUGCUCUCACAAGAGCAAGUGUAGCACUACAAAUUUCUCAGUGUGAUGCUCGAACUCAGGCUUUAGCCCUUCUCACACUCCAUUACUGUACUGCACUUCAGUACUGUACUGAUGAUGUUCAGUUCCCUGAUGUUUCAGGGAAGAAAUAUUUUGCACGGGUUAAUAGGAUUAUGACUGAUAUAGGAAAGGAGUACAGAUUAUUACAAGUUCUCUGUGGAGUGGUUAAGGACUUUACCUUCACAAACUGUCAUGGAGUACAUACUGACAUAUCUGCUGUAGCAGAAGCCUUUAUCAUGCUUUUAUUGUGUAAUUCUUGUGUCUCAAGUGAACAGAUAAUAUGUCAUUUAGCAAAGCACUGUUUGUUCCAAGAGAUCAGACAUGCUGAAGAGGUCAUUCACCUCCACCAGACUAGGUAUUGCAGGGAGUGUUCCAUUGGUGGAGGGGAUCCCAGAGGAUUUUCCAGCAUAACUUUUGCUCAUAGCCACUGCCAUGUCUUCUCUGGUGAUUCCUUGUGUUGA
This is a messenger RNA of Penaeus vannamei (Pacific white shrimp), 4219 nucleotides long. The record is from RefSeq and is a predicted model, not a curated record. Lineage: Eukaryota; Metazoa; Arthropoda; Malacostraca; Decapoda; Penaeidae.